AUGGAGUGGGGCCCCGGCUCAGACUGGUCACGGGGGGAGGCUGCCGGCGUGGAUCGUGGAAAGGCGGCGCUGGGGCUCGGCGGAAGGCCACCCCCACAGUCGCAGCCGCCCCGGCAUGAGCGCGCCCGGCAGUUGCUGGACGCGGUGGGGCCGCGGCAGCUCCCGGACACCAUCGCCGCCUGCGAGGAGAUGCUGCGGCAGCUAGGCCGCCGACGCCCGGAACCCGCGGGUUGCGGGAAUAUUUCAGCCAAACCUGCAGCGUCCCCCGAGCCAGCUGUCUGCGCCAGAGGUGGCUUUCCAAAGGCUGCUGGCGAUGGAGCUGCGGAGCCCCUAACCAUUCCCAAGCCGGUGGCCCUGAGUUCUCUCUCUCCCCGGGGCUGUGGCUGGACUCUGAACAACUGCCUUCAAUGA
This is a messenger RNA of Molossus molossus (Pallas's mastiff bat), 411 nucleotides long. RefSeq lists its product as uncharacterized. Lineage: Eukaryota; Metazoa; Chordata; Mammalia; Chiroptera; Molossidae. The record is from RefSeq and is a predicted model, not a curated record. The transcript has a single exon. The coding region runs from base 1 to 411 and encodes 136 amino acids.